Chelmon rostratus (copperband butterflyfish) is the source of this 3197-nucleotide messenger RNA. It is a transcript of the gene tti2, whose product is annotated as TELO2 interacting protein 2. Gene Ontology annotation, cellular component: nucleoplasm; centrosome; cytosol. Bases 118 to 1653 code for a protein of 511 amino acids. The record is from RefSeq and is a predicted model, not a curated record. Lineage: Eukaryota; Metazoa; Chordata; Actinopteri; Chaetodontiformes; Chaetodontidae. The transcript is spliced from 10 exons.
CGCGCAGGAAAACUUCCGGAGGUUUCUGUCUGCCGCGAGUCUGAGAAAUGAUGUUUGAAAUGAAAUCUAAUCGUUUCUUCACAUCGAUGGAAAAUCUACCACGCGGCUGAUUUGAGUAUGGAGCUUUCAGCUUUACUUCAUGACCUUCAUCUCCACCCCUCUUCCUCUGCAGAGAAGCCCCUCCCCUCUCCAUUUCUUCCUCCAAUCACAGAGCUCCUGUCUCGGUUGCAGGAGAAACUGAUUGGUGCAUCCUCAGACUCUGAAACGAGCUCUCUGAUUGGUCGUGUGGAGUAUCUCUUUCAAACCGCAGAUCCCCAUUGGCUGUUCUCUCCACACUCCACCAAUCAUGAAUAUGGGUGGGCGGAGCUUCAGGCGGCAUACAGGUCUCUGGUCAGCGCUCUGAUUGGCUGUGCAGCUCUGCCGCUCUGUGAGGACGACUGCAGCUCUCUGCCCGCCGCAGCCUAUCAGAGCGUCCCAACCCGAGCUGUACCAGUAUGCUCCGCCCUCACAGUGCUGCUGGGAACUCUGGGAAAAGGCGGCGGUCAGACUGGUCUGCUGCUGACUGUAGCCCCAUCGGUCUGUGUGUUCGCUGUCACUCAUUUCCAGGAUCAGGUGUGGACCAGCUCCUCCUCCAGAGCGGCGGCUCAGAGCCUGCAGGAGGCGCUGCUAAGGGCAGGGGGCUGGAGAGACUCCCCCCACCUGCUGAUCGGGGACAUGAGUCAGGAGGACGAGGAGAACAGAGGAAUUGUGGGAGGAAUCCUGGACAUCCUGCAGCCUCAGCUGACCAAGGACUCGUGGCAGCGGUGUGAAGCAGUGAAGUUGGUGUUUGCGUGGACUCUCCUGCAGGUUACUCGCCCCUCUCUCUCCCCUCACCUGCUCCGCCUCCUCCCCCCCUCCCUUCUCCUUAGUGACCACUACAGACCAGAGAACUGCAUGCUGGGAGUUCGCUGUCUGCACCACAUCGUGCUGAACACGCCUGCUGCAGAUCUACGUCAGUUCAACAGAGCUGAAGUUCUCUACCAGGCGUUGUUCAAACACCUGUACACCACAGAGGCUGCUGUCAUCCAGUCCGUCCUGUCCUGUCUGUUGGACUUGUUGGCGGUUUUAGAGAAGCCCCCCUCCUCGCUCGCCCCCUCCUCCUCCCGCAGGAAGCCCUGUCGCCAUGACGACGUGCUGCGUCUGGUCCUGACGCACAUGGAGGCGGAGCACAAGGUGGCGCUGCGACAUGUCUACGCCUCCGCUCUGCCUCCGUUUGUAGACAGGAUGGGCGUGGCCGUGUGCAGACACCUGCGGCAGGUGGAGCGGGUGGUGCUGGGAUACCUGGAGGUCAGAGAUCCACCUGAAGAGACGAGUCGACUGAAGAUCCUGGAGGUGCUGCAGAAAACCACCAGAGCAGCCUGGCCCCGGAUGGCCUGUCGUGUUGACGUGUUGCUGCGUUGCUUGUUGAAGUUGCUGCUCGAUGUUUCUUCUGACUCUCUCCUCGGUGACUCGCUCAGACAGAAGCUGAUGAAUCAAACGGCUCUCUGCAUCAAACUGCUGGACGGCUGCUCACACGGAAAACUGCAGCCUCUCCUCCAGCAGGUCGACAGCAGCUGUUGCAGCUCUGAGGUGCUCGGUUGCCUGGCGUCAGUAACUAUGAGGACAGAGAGGUGAUGUGCAGCUACCUGGAACACCUGGAAGUCAGACUGUCACACACACAACAUGAGUGCACACAGAGCGAGGAGGAGGAGGAGGAGGAGGAGGAGUGGUGAAGAGAAACAAGGCUUCAUCGCUGAGACGAGUUUCAACACCGGAAGUUUAAUUCAAAGAUAAAAGUGACGUGUUUUAUAGAGGCGUCGUGUUGUGUUCACAGACCUCAGACAUUUUUGGCUUCUCAUCACAAACGCUGAUGUUGCAUUCAAGUCAUGUGGGAGUUACUGCAAUCAGGGGUUCAACAAGGCUGUCUCUUUCAAACAGAAUAUUCGUGUUAGCAGAGAAAAGGCUUCAGGGACGAGGUUCAGUCCUGUCGGACUGAUCAAUGCUUUACUGCGAUCAGAUGAUUCUCGUGAAGUGAUAUCUGCAUUUUGAUUGGCUGUUGCAUAAUUCAAAUGCAUAGAGUUGAGAUUUAAAGUUCAUUCUAACCUCAAACAGCAGCUGUAAAAACAAACGUUCUGGUUCUGAAACUUCUGAUCCUCCCACACUGUUUUCAUCAGCACGUGGUCCUUUAAAGGUUUCAGCCAUGAGUUAACCUGCGACUGUAAACGCAGCACGGAUUAAAAAUCCUCUGAUCUCUGAUAACCAGGCGAGUCCAUGUCCUGAUCGAAAGCUCCAGAACAUCUACCAAAAGGACUUCAUGUGUCUGAUGCUGAAUGUUUGAACUGCUGUCAGCGUGGGAGCAGCGAGUCCAGCUGGUCCAGUCUGUGUCUCAGUUCCUGUAGACUCUCUUCAGUCUCCAGUCGUCUCACCUUCAGCGCCUCCUGCUGGUCCCACAAACUGCAGCGCAGACGAGCCUGGACGCAGAACAACACACACUCGGUUCAGUAUCACACACCAGCUGACGCUGUCCUCUCCAGAGACACACAUUUCAGAUGGACACCAGUUUCAUGUCUGUGUGCCCAAUGAAGACGUAGUUCAGGAUGUGUUUAGCCUAGCUUAGCACAAAGAGUGGAAGCAGAGGGAUCCUGUUAGCCUAGCUCCAUCAGAAGAGAAAAAAAUCCACCUUCCAGUGGCUCCAGGUCUGCGUGAGCUCUACAGGUGUACACAGUGUGGUUUUAGCAGCACUUUAGCAUUGAAGCUAUGUGUUGACCAUGAAGCUGUGGGAGCAGUGACUAACUUCACCUGGACGGAGCUAGGCUAACAGUUUCCCUCUGCUUCCAGUCUUUGUGCUAAGCUAGGCUAAACACGUCCUGGAUCUAUGUCAGUGAACUGAAACAUGUGACUGCGAGGCAGACAGACAGCCGAAAAAUCAAAGUUCAGUAGAAGAGUGAAUGAAAGUGACUGAAGACAGACUGGAUCAGCUGGAUCUCAUCAGGUCAAACAUCUGGAUCAUCUGUUUUAAAUUAAUCACCAUGAACUGUUCCAGUUAUUUGUCUGAUAACAGAAUCAAUCGAUCGAUCACUCUGGUUUCAGUGUCUCACUCCUGAUUUGCUGCUGAAUCUCUGGUUCAUUAACAUUCAUUCAUGUUUCUUAUCAAAGUGAAUAAACGUUGUUUACCUUCA